Molecule: messenger RNA, 3414 nt
Organism: Spodoptera exigua (beet armyworm)
Lineage: Eukaryota; Metazoa; Arthropoda; Insecta; Lepidoptera; Noctuidae
Source: the annotation of a GenBank genome assembly
GGAUUUUUUUAGACAAGUAGAGGGUUAAAUAAAAAUAUAGACAAUUUCGUCGUCAGCUAUGUAGUGGGAUAAUCGUGAAAAGCACUGAAAUCCAAGAGUGUAAUUCAUUUUAAAGGGAAGAAGACAUCUGAUGUUCUAAAAAAAGUUUUGAAAUAUUAAUAUAUUUUUUAUUCUCUUUUUAAGCAGGGUCAAGUUUUAUCCAUCAUAAUUACAAUAAUUAUCAAAACUCCGAAUGAAGGAAAACAAUAGUUUCCCUGCAUAAAAAAGUGUAGACGGGUCUACCCACAAAGAGCCGAAUACAAAUAGGUACGUACAGCUUGUCUAAAAAGUGUGGUAAAAUUGAAGCCUACAUAAACCAAGGCUACGAGUUGUCAUUAUGGCCACCCCAAAUACUGUGGCUGUAUAAUAUUGUAAGUUAGUAAACAAAAGUUGGCAAGUCACUGUCAGUGUGCCUAUCAGUAAAUAACACUUUUUUGACGGAGUAUAAACAAGUUUUAUAGUGUUUGUGUAACAAUAACAAGUAACAUUGGCUACACCACAUUGAUAAGACUGUUCAAGAAUAAAAUUGGUUAUCUAUAUAAUUAUUAUCUCUUUAUAUGAGAGGUAGCAACUAGAUAACAUUCUAGUUUCAAAAUUAAAAACUUGUGUUUUUAACUUAUUUUGGUAAAAAUGUUGAUUCCAAAGUUGUUAAGAUACAAUUCAAUAUUAAAAAAUAAGUCAAUAAGAUUAUUAGCAACUAACACGCAACAGCAAACAGAGAAUGUAAGCCCUGUAGUAUACGAGAAGUUAUUAGGAACAGACCGAGGUAUUGCUUUGUAUGGAUUACACAGUCCCAAAAAUCGCAAUGCAUUGAGUUUCAAUAUGAUCGAAGCUAUGAGAGAAGUCAACCAAUUGAUCAGAGAGGACACCAAGAUAUCUGUAGUUAUACUUCACAGCAUGGUACCUGGGAUAUUCUGUGCGGGUGCAGAUUUGAAGGAGCGCUUCAAAAUGUCUGAUGAUGAAGUGGCUAAGUUUGUCAAAGGACUACGAGCCACAUUUAUAGAAAUUGAAGAUUUGCCCAUGCCAACAAUCGCGGCCAUAGAAGGUGUAGCAGUGGGUGGGGGUUUGGAACUGGCUUUAGCUUGUGACAUUAGAGUAGUGGCAGAAACAGCUAAGUUGGGACUGGUUGAGACUGGUCGGGGACUUAUACCUGGGGCAGGGGGUACUCAAAGAUUACCCAGAGCUAUCAACAUCAAUAUUGCCAAAGAACUUAUUUUCACUUCAAGAAUAGUCACUGGCAAGGAAGCAAAGGAUCUAGGCAUUGUCAAUCACGUAGUACCACAGAGCAACUCGAACAAUGCAGCGUUAGAAAAGGCUUUAUCUUUAGGAAGGGAGAUAAUCCACAAUGCACCGAUUGCUCUCCGUUGCGCCAAACAAGCCAUCAACGAGGGAAUACAGCUCAGUAUCAAGGACGGUUAUGAGGUCGAACAAAAAUGUUAUGAGAUAAACAUUCCUACGAAAGAUCGCCAGGAGGGUAUGAUAUCUUUUAUGGAAAAGAGAAAACCAAUAUACGAGGGUCAUUAGGAUAAAAUUAAUUAAUUUGUGGGGUAUCUGGGAGUUGAGAGUAAAGGGUUGUAGUAGUCAAGUACAAUAUGUAAGUAAUAAGUCGGGAUAGGUGUAAUUAACGGUGCCAAUAACAUGUAAUGUUCCAUGCACUGGAAUAGGUCUUUCAAAUAAUAUAUCAUCUGUAAUAUUUAUAUGACUUAUGAUUAGGUAAUGUACAAAUCACAGUACAUGAAAAUUUUUUGAUAAUACCUGUGUAACUGUUGUAUAUAGGUUAGAUGUCAAUUUACAAUGAAUGUUUUAUAUAUUACAUUUUUGUAGUUAUCGUUGAAUUAAUGCUUGUUUUUGUUCUAGUGCGUACCUAUACCUACCCAUCAUUAAUAGUUAAGUAUAGCAGAUUUUUCCAAUGUGCGGUAUGCAUAGCAGCGUGCUUAUUUUCAGUCACGAACCCUUAUGUAUAUAGAAUUUAGGUAAAAGACAGCGUCGAUCGAACGAUGCCCCUAUUAGAAAUGGUGGUAUUGUAAUUAUUCGUAAGUCUUCGGCGCCGCCCGUGUACAUCCGUACACGGGCGGCGCCAAUGAUUAAACUCCUUGUUCAACAUUUUCAACACAUGCGCCAAGCGUCCUCGAUAAGCAUGUGCUGUUUGUUUGUUAUGGUUAUUUCAGUUAUAUGGUAGUUUGGAUGCGUCCGCCCGUAGCAUCCGCCCGGAUCAGCUCACGUGCUUGACGGUCGUGAGAUCAAUUCACAAAUUCCGCUCAUCAACUUUUUAAUGAAGUUUUCAUUCGCUCUUGCCUUGCAUCAGUUCUUCAUUUAUGAUAUUUCCGGCGAUUUUUUCAACUUUCAGAGGUCUGGGACGUACUACAGUAGUUGAUGCUAGGUGUGUCGCUGACUGUUACUGAUGUACUUCGUAAUUCCCUACUACCAGCCUUAUUUCAUCAAGUAUCACCACUAAUGUUAUGAUUUCUAUUCCGUACAUCCGGCACCAAAUUCUGGUAAAACUAAAAAAUAAAAAAAAAUCCGAUGACAAGAUAUGUACGAUACAGGUUGCAGCACAACGCUAACCGUAUCAUGUAUGAUAGCUCUCAACCUUAUCGGCAAUAAAAAAUAAUCAACGUUUUCCUAAACUCAAGUCCAAAUUGACAAACGAGCUACCUACUAUAGAAACGAUAAUAUCUUCUUAUGAAUUAACAUUGAUAUUACCACAUUAUUACCAAACAAGCUGAUUUAUGGUUCUUUUCUGUUGAGCUUGCUGUAACCUAUACUAAACAUUAACAAGCAAUAUAGGAAAAUCUCAGUGAGUAGGUACCUACUCCGGAUUUCUAAAAUAACGAUAGUUACCAAUUAAAAAUUAUGGAACGAAAAAAGGAACGUAGCGAUGCCGCAAAGCGGAAACAACGACAAGAAAGAGAAGAAAGUAAAAAAAAAUUGCCCAAGCUAGAUAGCUUUUUUACGAAACCGCUUUCUGCUACAGUUCCUUCAACAGCCGAAACAUCGUUCAAAAGUGCCGAAGUCAUCGUUCAAAAUACUACCAUCAAUGCCCCUGCUGAAAAUGACUACCUCGACGCUUCCGUGCAACCUACGGUAGACGAAUCGUCAAUUUCUACAUCUUCAAAAGUUCUCGAAAUUUCAAAUGACUUGGUAAAUUACAUCAACAAGAAACUGAGUGAUACCGAAAAACGUCUGAUUCUUGACAAGGGACCUUUGAAACCACCGGGACCUUUUCCGAAGGACCCCCACCAAGACAACAGGAGCUUUUCAGAAACGUAUUACGUUACUACGUCACAAUACGGUCCAGUUGAUCGUUUUUGUAUCAAUAAGUUCAAACUGCGCGGAAAGAGGGGAGGAGAGCCCGAUUCUGUCUCUAUGCACCAG